This is a messenger RNA of Plectropomus leopardus (leopard coralgrouper), 1132 nucleotides long. NCBI's taxonomy places the organism in Eukaryota, Metazoa, Chordata, Actinopteri, Perciformes, Serranidae. The record is from RefSeq and is a predicted model, not a curated record.
AUGGAGCAGGCUGUCGGACAUGUCCACACUGGAGCGGGCUGGCUGCACUACCAGAAGAUCGUCCACCGGGACAUCAAGCCCUCUAACUUGCUGCUGGGGGACGAUGGCCACGUGAAGAUCGCAGACUUUGGGGUCAGCAACCAGUUUGAGGGCAACGAUGCUCUGCUGUCCGGCACCGCCGGCACUCCUGCAUUCAUGGCACCAGAAACCCUCUCAGACACACGGAAGAGCUUCAGCGGAAAAGCGCUGGACGUGUGGGCCAUGGGAGUCACUCUCUACUGUUUCAUCUUCGGGAAGUGCCCGUUUAUUGACGAGUACAUAUUGGCUUUGCACAAUAAGAUAAGGACCAAGCUUGUGGAUUUCCCAGAAAUACCAAAGAUCAGUGAGGAGCUGCAGACUCUGAUCUUGCUGAUGCUGGACAAGAACCCAGACACCCGGAUCACCAUCCCUGACAUCAAGAUGGACCAGUGGGUGACCCAGGGAGGCACCGACCCCCUGCCUCUGGAGGAGGAGCACUGCUCUGCGGUGGAGGUGACGGAGGAGGACAUCCAGAACUCGGUCAAGUUUGUCCCGAGCCUCUCUGCAGUGAUUUUGGUUCGAGCCAUGCUGAGGAAGCGCUCCUUCAGUAACCCCUUUGAGUGUCCGAGCAGGAGAGAGGAGCGCUCCAUGUCUGCACCGGGCAGCCUGCUCAUAAAGAGCAGCACGGGGGACGGGCCCAGAGAGGGAGAGCUGGAGGACCUGCACGAAGACGAGCCGUCCUCUUGAGUCUCAAUGAGAGACUUUGUCUUAAACUUUUUCCUCUUGACGUCGCUCCGCUUGAACCGCCGUGUGCUCGGCUCGUCAUCCACACGUCUCCGUCCGAUCAGCGACGCGCUGAAUCGUUCUUUACGCCGGAGAGACUUUAAAUCUGCUCUGACGCUCCUGUUAAAGGGGGACUGUUUGUCAACCUGGACUUUAUUUUCUUUGCUUUUGUGUCUAAGUGACUAAUGGGGACAAUGAAUUCUGAAACUGGUCUGGUAUUGAGGCGUGUGGUCGCAGAAAACCUGGAAGAUUAAUAGAAUUUUACAAUCACAUUUUCCAGGAAAAAAAUUUAAGUUUUGGAAAAAUUGUGGAAAUGUGUGGAAUAAAUUAA